This is a messenger RNA of Nematostella vectensis (starlet sea anemone), 3161 nucleotides long. RefSeq lists its product as uncharacterized. The record is from RefSeq and is a predicted model, not a curated record. Gene Ontology annotation, biological process: antibiotic biosynthetic process. Gene Ontology annotation, molecular function: 3-dehydroquinate synthase activity; O-methyltransferase activity. Bases 106 to 2901 code for a protein of 931 amino acids. The transcript is spliced from 7 exons. Lineage: Eukaryota; Metazoa; Cnidaria; Anthozoa; Actiniaria; Edwardsiidae.
GUUCUAACAGACCGUAAAUGAAAACAAUCGACUAACAAAAGGUUGAAAGUGAUUGGCUGAAAAUGUGUUGUUGUACAAUUCCAGCGUUUAAUAGGCUCGUUCUUCAUGCGUGCUUUUUCAGUCUCGCAGACAUUCACAGGACUCACAUCUAGAACUCACAUCAGUUUUUUAAGCUCACUUAAUCCAGUUGCUAAUAUGUCCAAAUUCGUAGCUACUUCUAACGGCCUCCAAAAAAGCAAUGCGAAACUAGCAAAAGAGAUCACUUUUUACCAUCUUGAUGAAGACUGCAACGAGAACCAGGAAACGAUUCACUCAGCCAUCAGAUUGCUUGCCGAGGUUUCUUGGAAUUUCAUUGACGCCUCGCAAGUGAGUGCAGAAGAGGUAGCGAUGAAGAUCUUCAGGGAGCCGAGGAUCAGUAGCCUCCUCAUUAACGUGUCACGCCUAGCUGUCUUCUCAAAGGAGUUGGCCAAGUCUUUCAGAGGCGAUCUUGACUCGCUUACUCUUAUUAAACAGCUGAAGUAUUUCUACAACCAACCAACUGUUGCCGUGAUACAGCAGCUUAACGACCUCGUCGCCAAUGUCACUGAUGAUACUAAAAAACUUGCUGAAUGGGACCACAUCACUAAGCUGAUUUCCGAAAGUCCUCUAGCGACCAAACCAGUUCGCCACGUCCUUCAGGACAAUGGGCUGCCUGAAUGUUACCAGACAAAUGCCGAUUACCUGGAAAAAGCGGACCCUCAUGCCGUCUACCCGACCUCGAUCUACCGCAGCUGUGAGGGUUACGUACUGGCUAAACCGGACGCGUCCCUGAUCGAGAGCACGAUGAGCACCACUCUGACGACCACCAUCAAAAUUGUGAAUGAUGUUCUCGACCCAGAGAAUAAGGAGCUUAAGAAUGCUUAUAAGCCAUUUGGCAGAUGUGUCGCAAUUAUUGAUGACAAGGUCGACAAGCUGUAUGGUGAACCCCUCAAACUCUACUUCGACACCCACAAUAUCAAGCUCUGGAAACUGGUCUUCCCAGGGAACGAGGUGGACAAAGACAUAUCCGCCGUAGAGAAGAUGUUAGUUGAGCUGAAGAAGAUCAAAGUCUCUCGAGAUCAGCCUAUACUAGUGAUGGGUGGGGGUGUCAUAUCAGACAUCGCUGGUUUCGCAGCAGCCCUGUACCAUCGUAACACCCCUUACGUCAUGCUGUGCACCAGCAUUGUGUCCGGCAUUGAUGCUGGACCGUCCCCCCGGACAUGCUGCGACGGGUUCGGCUUCAAGAACCUGUACGGCUCCUACCACCCGCCCGUCCUGACCCUGACGGACAGGAGCUUUUUCCGCACCCUCCACCAUGGAUGGAUCAGACACGGGAUAGCGGAGAUCGUCAAGAUGGCCGUGGUAAAGGACGAGGAGCUGUUUAACUUGCUAGAACAAGUCUCGUCCACUUUGGUGUGGACCAAGUUUGGUACUGAGAUCGAUGAUGUGAGUGGAGACAAGGAAACGUUUGAAAACGUUUGUGACCUCAUCAUUGGGAAAGCUCUUGAAGGGUACGUCCGGUCCGAAUAUGGUAACCUGUGGGAGACUCAUCAAUGUCGCCCACACGCCUACGGACACACGUGGAGCCCUGGGUACGAGCUGCCAGCUGGAAUGCUUCACGGUCACGCUGUGGCGACAGGCAUGGGCUUUGGAGCCUACCUUUCCUUCUGCAAUGACUGGAUUACCAAGCAGGAGCUUUACCGCAUUCUUAACCUUCUUAGCGGCCUAGAGCUGUCCCUAUGGCACCCCGUCAUGUGUGAUAAUAUGAAGAUCUACAAGGCACAAGAGAAGAUGAUCGAGAAGAGAGGGGGGAACCUUGCCGCACCUAUCCCAAAGGGCAUUGGAAACUGUGGCUAUCUGAACCACUUGCCGUUCGAGCUCCUUCAAAAGAGACUACGGGAAUACAAAGAGAUCUGCCAAGAGUUUCCAAGAAAGGGCUUGGGCAUUGAAGCACAUUGCAAAGAUGUUGGCCUUGAAGAUCCAGCUACGGUCGGAGGCGUGAAUAAGGAGUUGCCAGAAGAGAAUGUGGAUGCAGUUUCAAAUGGGGAUGCUGUUCCAAAUGGGGAUGCAGUUCCGAAUGGCUGCGAGAAUGGUAUCGAGAAUGAGAACAAGAAAAGAAAAAUCAAUCUUUCUUAUCAAGAGUGGAUAGAAAAAGUGCAGAAAAAGCGCAACGAGGGAAUCACUCGCAACGUUUCAUUGAAGCAGGCCGAGGACACCCCUCACCCUCCCGAGUUUGAGCCAAAUCAACUCUGCCGACCAGGCGUAGAAGACUAUGCCGGCGAUCUUUCCGAGCCCCCUAGUGCAGAUAUUCAGAAAAUUGCCAUAAUAACGGAACAGCAGCAGAUGUUCGUCCCAUGCAUGGUGGGACAUCUAGAGUCUCAGUUCCUGAAGAUGAUGGCUCAGAUCGCGAAUGCCAAACGUGUUCUUGACGUGGGUACGUUUACUGGAAUGUCUGCUAUGGCGUUUGCCGAGGGAAUCCCUCCAGAUGGCCAGGUGGUGACUAUCGAGUUCGACCAAACCAUCGCCUCCACUGCUGACAAGCUCUUCCGUGAUUCUGCGCAGGCGCAUAAGCUUACCCUCAAGGUCGGUGAUGCAGUAGACGUCAUGACAGACUUGAAGUCCGCUCAAGAGAAAUUCGACAUUAUCUUCCUAGACGCGGCAAAAGAUCAGUACAUCACGUACUACCAUCUCGCGUUAAGCAUGCUUACGCCAACAGGCUUCAUUCUAGCUGAUAAUUCGCUCUGUGCCUUGCUGUACGACCCUGAUGACUCGAGAAGACAGGCUCUUCACGAUUUCAACCAACUGGUCAAAAACGACAAAAGAGUAGAGCAGUUAGCCCUUCCUUUCAGAGAGGGCGUGUCGAUUAUUCGACCAAAGAAUUAGGUGGCUUUACAAUUGCAUUUACACUCCUUUGUUUGUUUGAUACUAGUUUUGUAGGUAUGAAAGAUAGUGUAGUUAUAUAAUAUUGAGCGUAUCAAUUUUUUUCGGUUAAUUGUAGGUAUAUAAUACGUAGGUAUGGUAUUUCAAUAAUAGCAUUGUUAAACAUUUUAAGCAUUUUAUCAAGGUUAAGCUUUUCGUAAAGGGAUUGGAAAUGUUCUGUUUUGUUUUAGUUUGACCUGAUUAAAUGUUUCAUAUGGUUUUGU